UUCUAGUGUAAAUCUCUCACUCUUACUCUCCGCUUGUGUGCACUUGAUUAACUAUUUAUGAGGGUGCAAAUUAUGAUUACUUUGCAGGUAUAUGUAGAUCUCUUAGCAAUAGCUGUUGUUUUCCUAGGAGGAGCCUUGGCUUGCUAUGGGCUUCUACUGUUCAAGAAAAUGAGAAAAGUGAGAUCGGACCGGGGCACGUGUGAAAAGUGUAAGUUUGUAGGCUUGGCCGUGGUAUCAAUUGUAUCUUUUACAUCAAGUGCUUAUGUUGCCAUAGCUACAAAUAUACCUCUGAUUUAUCACUGGCGUCAACAAGACAUAGAUGGUGUUCAUACGCCGCUUCUGUUGGUUCUGUAUUAUCUUAUAGGUUCAUCAUUGCCCUCGGCCUUUGUACUAUGCGGGAUGAGAGAAUUACCAGCCUUUGUUGAAACUGAUAGACAAGAACAAUGGUUAACAAUAGCUUUCAUCGAUGAUGAUGAUUCAGUGGCAGCAGAUCCGCAGCCCUCGACUGCUGAUGGUAGCAUGCAGAUUCAGGAAUCAACAGCAAGCCCUACAUGAAAUGCAAACUGUGAAUAUAGGCUAUAAGAAGCUGGGAAUGCAUUGGCACUUGGGAGUGCAUAAAAUAUAAAUAUUGACAGCUUAGUCUCCUACACAUAGUAAACAAAUAAAAGGAAAGGAAAGUAAAGUAAAGAAAAGAAAAAGAAUAUUAUGGUAAAACUUUCUUGUUAAUGGAUGCUUAAUAUAUAUGUUUAUAAUGAGACCUAUUAGUAUUUAA
Messenger RNA from Olea europaea var. sylvestris, 772 nucleotides. RefSeq lists its product as uncharacterized. Bases 58 to 555 code for a protein of 165 amino acids. The transcript has 6 exons. NCBI's taxonomy places the organism in Eukaryota, Viridiplantae, Streptophyta, Magnoliopsida, Lamiales, Oleaceae. The record is from RefSeq and is a predicted model, not a curated record.